UUGCUCUACUAAAGAUCGUGUGGUUGGUUAUUUGCAGAAAUGGUUAAAUCAGAUUUUAAAAACGUUAAAUCUGCACAGCUAGGAGGGCUGAUGACAAUUUAAACAAACAAAGGUCCACUUCCUCUGCAGGUCGCACAGAUAUCACAGCAAGAACAGUUUUUCUAUUUCUUCUUGUUACACACUGAAGCUCCUUUCACCCAACUUCAGACAAAAGUAUAAAAAUGGGACCAGAAGACAAAAUUAAACCAGAAGAAAGAACAAAAUGUUCUAUUUUCUGCUUGAUGUUCAUGGUCAGCACUGUUGUUCCGGUCGGAGGAUUCUUCCUAAAGGGCUGCAACCUCAGCAACACCACAGUCAAAUGUGCCAUAACCGACUCCAAGCUGGAAACUAUUCCUCAAGAUAUUCCCCCGACAGUGACGGUCUUUGAUUUAUCAAAAAACUGCAUCUCAAGAAUACAACCAUCGGAUUUCCCUCACCUACCAGUGCUGAAGUGGCUAAACGUUCAACAAAAUCAGAUUUCUCUAAUGGACAGCUUUGCUUUUUCCGGUUUACGAUCCCUCCGAAAGUUAACUUUAAACACCAACAAACUGGUUAAACUGGUGGAGAAUGUUUUUGGUGGUUUGGGCAACCUGACCGAACUAAGGCUUAAUACUAAUCAAAUCAAAACCGUUUCGUCCACCUCUUUCCGGUCCUUGACAAGCUUAAAGAUUUUGGAUAUUUCCAACAACAAACUGCACAAGGUUUCAAAUGUGCAUCUAAUUCUGCAGCAUCUGCCACAUCUGCAGGAGCUGGGCAUGAGAGGAAAUGGUCUGAGAAGGUUUCACUCAUGGGAACUUACCAACUGCUCACUGGGACUUCGUGCACUUGAUUUAUCACGAAAUCCUCUCCGAGUCUUCAGCGUAACCGACGACGUGUUUCCAGAUCUGACUCGCUUUAUUAUUGGCGACGCUUCCAGUAACAUGCAGAUGAAAUGGGAUUUACAUAACAAGAGCUUCCUGAGUCGAGUCGCCAGUCUGGAUAUUUCUGGGCUUUAUGCAAGCUUUGAUGACAAAAGUGCUUUGCUUGAAUCAGUGAACUCGUCACUAACUUCUCUAGCAUUGAACAGAAUGAAGAGGAUGAAUUAUACCCUUGCAAAACUCAUCAUCCUUUCUUGCACCAUUCCCUCAGUGUCGACACUGCAGGUUCGAAACAACAAGUUGAAAAUAAUCAAUCAGAAUAUGUUUCAGUUGUGUGUUAAUGUGAUUAAAUUAGAUUUAACCCAGAAUCAAAUACAAACUAUCCAUGAAAACGCAUUCGUGCCUCUGAAAAAUCUCAAAACGUUGAUCCUCAGUCUAAACAAACUUUCGUCAGUGCCAACAGCCGUAGGAAGUCUGCAUCAUCUCGAGACGCUGGUUCUCAGUUCCAACAAAAUCGCUGCAGUUAAAUGUGACGACUUCGCCAAUCACGAGAAGCUCGUCGAGCUGAAGUUGAACAACAACUCGAUCUCUGUCCUGGAUCAUUGCGUUUUCAAAGAUUUGGUAAAACUUCAAGUUCUCAAACUACAAUCAAAUGAGAUAACUGAUUUAAAAAGCGCUUUUGAGAAACAUUUACCAAAACUUAAACAGCUUCAUCUCAACGGAAAUAAACUCACUGCUAUUAAAAAGGGAGCGUUUCAAGGCUUGAGGUCCCUUCUGAACUUAACAUUACAUGAAAACAAAAUCAAGACCAUUGAUGCCAACGGUUUUGCUGGAUUGACGAAUCUCACAGAGCUUCAGCUUCACUCAAACGCCCUGAAAAGCAAUGCCUUAGAGACAGGAGCAUUCAAUUCCCUCAUUAGACUGAGAAGACUGGAUUUAAGCAACAACAACAUAAAAUAUUCCAGCAGCACAGCUUUGAAAAAAUCCCCAUUUUCUCAGCUGUCGCAGCUGGAGGAGUUGUCCAUUCGUGGACAGCGAUCCAGAGGCAAGUCGUAUCUGCCUCGAAACAUCCUCCAAGGUUUGGCAAAACUUCGGCGUUUCAGUGUCAGGAACUCCCAGCUCAUCCACCUGGACGCUGGCACAUUGAAAGAUGCACCUGAACUGGAAGAACUCGAUGUCAGCUCAAACGAUUUGCCCGAUCUGUCUGCAGAGCUCUUCUCUUCAACUGGAAUGCUUAAAAGCCUCUACAUAUCCAGAACAUCACUUCGUUCAUUAGAUUUCUUUAUUGAUGCUAACCUGACCAAGCUGGAGUUCUUGCAAGCGAGAAAGAAUCAAUACUCAGUCAUCACGGAGGAGGUAAUCGAGUCCCUACCAGCCCUGGUUUACGUGGACUUGUGGGGAAACAGUUUCACGUGCGACUGCGACAACGCCUGGUUCCUCAACUGGUCGAUAGCCAGCAGACAAACGCAGGUUUAUGAUGCAUCUAACUUCCUGUGCAACUAUCCAGAAGGCUUCAAAGGUAAACAUUUUCUGGACUUUGACCUAAUCUCCUGCUCCGUGGAAACUGGCUUCAUCUGCUACGUGUCUACAACAUGCAUGGUCCUUUGUUUCCUGGUUGCAACCUUCACCUACCACUUCAUGAGGUGGCAGCUGUACUGUGCCUACUACUUCUUCUUGGCUUGGCUCUACGACAAAAAGCACGAGAAUAGUCAAACUCCUCAUCAGUACGAUGCCUUCAUCUCCUACAACACCCACGAUGAGCCCUGGGUGGUUGGAGAGCUUCUACCCAAACUGGAAAGAGAGCAAGGCUGGAGGUUGUGUCUGCACCAUCGGGACUUUGAACCAGGGAGGCCCAUUGUAGAUAACAUAUCAGACGCCAUCUAUGGAAGCAGGAAGACCAUCUGUGUCAUCAGUCACAGAUACCUGGAGAGUGAGUGGUGCUCCAGAGAGGUCCAGACAGCCAGUUUCCGACUCUUUGACGAGCAAAAGGACGUUCUGAUCCUGGUGUUUCUGGAGGACAUUCCCACCUAUCUGCUGUCUCCUUACCACCGAAUGAGGAAGCUGCUGAAGAAGCAGACCUACCUGAGCUGGCCACGGGCUGCAGACCAUCCGGAGGUGUUCUGGGAGAAACUACGGCAGGCUCUGCAGACUGGAGAGAAUCUGAAUCAGCACAAUUUAGACUUAAUUGUGUUACAGACACGAAAACUUAUCCCGGAUAACAUAACAGACUUCAUCUAUAGAAGCAGGAAGACCAUCACUGUCGUCAGCCACAAAUACCUGGAGAGUGAGUGGUGCUCCAGAGAGGUCCAGACAGCCAGGCGGUCAGGGGCGAGCGACGGGCUGGUGAGCAGGAUUGAUCCAGUGAGUCUUUUGCUUGAUGGUGGAAGUUGGCAGAUGAAUGGAAGGUACCUGAGGAGGUCGGAGGUAACAGGGCAGAUUAACACAAUUGAAGCGAGGAUCACAGGACAGAGUUAUUAUACUCAUCCAGCCUUAAUGAUGGGGUCAAACGGAGGAAAUCAGUCUAAGCUCAUCUUCGUUUUUCUCUUGAUGGUCACAUCUGGGCUGAUUGUUCCAGUUGAAGGAUUUUUCCUGGAAAGCUGCGUAAUCACCAGGAACACAGCACAGUGUGUAAAGAAAAAACUCACAACCGUACCUCAAGAUAUUCCCCCAACAGUGACUGGAUUUGACUUAUCUGUAAACAGACUCUCAAAGAUACAAGCGUCGGAUUUCAAGGAUCUACCCUUUCUGACCCGACUGGACCUGAAUCGUAACUACAUCUCUCAGAUCGGCAGCUUUGCGUUUGCCGGUUUGAUUUCCCUCCAGAAGUUAAAUCUAAACAACAACAAAGUAGUUCAACUGGAGGAGAACGUUUUUCACGGAUUAAGCAACCUCACAGAACUAAGAAUGAAUUACAAUCGCAUCAAGGUUGUAACCACCACCUCCUUUCAAUCCUUGACUAGACUUAGGAGCUUAGACCUUUCUGAAAACAAGCUCCAAACGAUGGAUGACCUUCGUCUAAUUCUGCAGCAUCUUCCACAGCUAAAGGAGCUGCUGCUGAAGAGAAACGCUUUCAAAAGCUUUCAUUCGUGGGAACUUCCAAACCGUUUGGGGGAACUUAACGCUCUGGAUUUGUCUUUUAAUCCCUUAGACAAGUUCAUAAUCACAGAAGAUGUCUUUCCAAAUCUUACGCGCUUCGUCAUUGGAGACCUUUACAGAAAAGCGCAGAUGAAGUGGGACGUCCGUAGUCAGACUUUCCUGAGUCGAGUAUCCAAGCUCAAUAUCAGUGGUCUUCAUAUGGCUCUUGAUGACAUGAAAGCUUUGUUUGAAUCGGUGAACUCGUCACUGACUCAUUUAACUAUGAACGGAAUGAAAGGAAACCUCAGAGCGCUCAUUAACACUUCUUGCGCCAUCCCAACGAUGUCCACGUUACAGGUUAGUCGUAACAAGCUCAAAUUCGUCGGUCACGAUUUUUUCAAAUUGUGCGCUAACGUAACUGAAUUAGAUCUGUCGGAAAACAAAAUAGUAAACAUCCAAGAUGAUGCCUUCACACCUCUGGAAAAUCUACUAAUUUUAGACCUGAGUCGCAACAGACUUCUAACCAUUCCAUCAGCCAUGAAAAGUCUAGGGCACCUCUCCAAGCUGGACCUCAGCUUCAACAACAUCAGCACCAUUGGGUGUGAAGACUUCUCCAGUCUGACGAAGCUCCAAGAGCUAAACCUAAAGAACAACUAUUUUCCGGCUCUCAAAGCAUGUGCUUUUAAAGACUUGACACAACUCAAAGGUCUAAAAUUGCAAUACUGUCACAUCAGCAACUUAAAUGGGGCUUUUGUAAAACACUUGCCAAACCUCCAAUGGCUGCAGCUGAACAGAAACAAACUCACCACGAUCAAACGGGGCGAGUUGAGCGGAUUGUGGUCACUGCUGAAUUUAUCAUUACACGAAAAUAAAAUACGGAAUCUCAAUCACAACAGUUUUGUUGGAUUGACUAAUCUUUCAUCUAUUAGACUGCAAUCAAAUUUGAUCACAAGUCAGGACUUGAACACAGGGGCUUUCAAUACACUCGUAAACCUACGGAAACUGGACGUAAGCGAUAACCACAUCAAAUUUGUUCAAAGUGCAUCUGAGAGUCAAGCACCGUUUUCUAACCUGCAACAUUUAGAGAAGUUGUCCAUAAACACACAGCACCUCAAAGGAAAGUCACGCCUGCCUCCGCACCUCCUGAAAGGUUUAACGAGUCUUUUAAGUUUCAGCGUCCGAAACAUUCAGCUCAUCAGUUUGGACAAAGAAGCUUUCAAAUACACACCUAACCUGGAGCGACUUGAUGUCAGCUCAAACGACUUGGGCAAUCUGCCUGCAGAACUGUUUUCCCCAAUUCCAAACCUUAAAAGCCUCUACAUCUCCAGAGCAUCUCUUCAGUCGCUUGAUUUCUUUAUCAAGGCCAACUUGACCAAAGUCGAUUUUGUGCAGUCAACUCACAAUCAAUACUCAGUCAUCAGCAAAGACGUAAUCGAGUCCCUGCCAGCUCUGGCUUCCGUAAACUUGGAUGGAAACAGUUUCAUGUGUGACUGCGACAACGCCUGGUUCCUCAACUGGACGAAAGCCAGCAGACAAACGCAGGUUUUAGGUGCCUCUAACUUCUUGUGCAACUAUCCAGAAGACUUUAAAGGUACAGCGUUUUUGGACUUUGACCCAACCUCCUGCUCGGUGGAAACUGGCUUCAUCUGCUACGUGUCUACAACAUGCAUGAUCCUUUGUUUCAUAGUCGCAUCCUUCACCUACCACUUCAUGAGGUGGCAGCUGUACUGUGCCUACUACCUGUUCUUGGCUUGGCUCUACGACAAAAAGCACGAGAAUAGUCAAACUCCUCAUCAGUACGAUGCCUUCAUCUCCUACAACACCCACGAUGAGCUCUGGGUGGUUGGAGAGCUUCUACCCAAACUGGAAGGAGAGCAAGGCUGGAGGUUGUGUCUGCACCAUCGGGACUUUCAACCAGGGAAGCCCAUCAUUGAUAACAUAUCGGACGCCAUCUAUGGAAGCAGGAAGACCAUCUGUGUCAUUAGUCGCAGAUACCUGGAGAGUGAGUGGUGCUCCAGAGAGGUCCAGACAGCCAGGUUAGGAGGCGGCUAGUACACGAUUUUCAGAGUUUUUGCCUUUUUGCUUCCACGUCUAUUUAUUUUUGCAAGAUUUUGUACUUCUUUAUUUAUUUCACCUUUUAGAUAAGACAACCCGUUUCAUUUUUCCUUGUCAUACAUGCACAUUUUUCUCCCCCCACAGUUUCCGGCUCUUUGACGAGCAAAAGGACGUUCUUAUCCUGGUGUUUCUGGAGGACAUCCCCACCUAUCUGCUGUCUCCUUACCACCGAAUGAGGAAGCUGCUGAAGAAGCAGACCUACCUGAGCUGGCCGCGGGCUGCAGACCACCCAGAGGUGUUCUGGGAGAAACUACGGCAGGCUCUGCAGACCGGAGAUCAUCUCAACAAAGAAAAACGAAACCUUGGAAUCUUAGAGCCUCAAACAUAAAACGGAGAUGGAGGAGAAUUACCCUAGCUAACUCACUGCUGCUGUUUGGAUGCAAGAGCAUUUUUCUGCAGACACCAAAUAAUUUCCUUAUUUUAUCCACCAACUGUUUAAAAGAUGCAAACUGUAUUUUUUUUGUCCUAAGCUGGAAUAUAUUAAUAGCAACUGGUUGCAUCUUCUAAGAAAAGGAAGUGAGCCUGCACACAAACUCAUUUCUAUAGAACCACUGUUCAAAAACAUUACCGUGCGUGUCUGGCAGUAGGUUUUGUUUCUGGUUGGUUUAAAGGGAACCUAGAAUUAAUCGUGUUGCUGUUGAAUAUGGCCAUCUUCCUGUUGGCUGCUGAUGGAGACAAGAGACCUAGAACGGGAACACCGUUUUUUUUUUUUUCAGUAAUGUGAUUCUUUAUGCGAUGAGUGGAAUGAGUUUUCUUGUCGGACCCAACCUCUACUUUAGAGUUGUUUUUGUUGUGUAAUAUUAGAGCCACCUGUUGUUCUCAGCUUGAUUUGAAGGGUUGACAUUUGUAAAACAUGAGACAGUUGACAUCUACAAGAUCAAGAUGUGCAAAUGAUUAUAAUACAAUAGUUAUGUCUGCUUCUAUAAAUAAAAUGCCCAGGUCUCUCUUCCUCAGUCAGUUCAUAGAAAGAGGACAUCAGGAGGAUACGUCAUUAUCUCAGCGACAUUUUUCUCCUCUACAUAUUUGCAUUUUGACCAGGGUGGACUGGGACCAAAAUUCGGUCCUGGCAUUUUUACAAAUCGUUGGCCCUCCCCAUUGGGAGAGCGGUGGGGGUGGGGGUUGUUGCCGCCCGCAGACUCGUCUCUAGGCCGAACGUGAGAUCUAAAAUGGACUGGGACUGUUAAAUUACAAGCAGGGCCAGACAGCUGUGACCGGGAGCCCUGGCCUUCCAGAUCAGCUCAUUCUCCACGGGCGGAGAUCAGCGGAGCAUUAGCUACAUGCUAACGCAGUAAAACAACUCCUACGUCAUCGCUCUACUGUGUUUUUCUUGCUAAAAAUGCCUGUAAAAACUCUGUUAGCUUUGGGUUACCGUGUAGCUAACGUUCUGCAGAUAACCAACUGUGGAGUAGUGUUGGUCCAAGCUGGGCAAGCAGCCCACUUGGCUAAGCGGCCCACUGGGACAGUGCCAGAAUGCCAGAUAGACCAGUCCACCCCUGAGACCCUAAAAGGAAAAUAUUUCUAAUAUUUUAGGGUAAAGGUCAGUGAUUAAUGCUAACCAGUGUACUCCGUACCUGGCCGUUGUCUGGGAUUUUCACAGACCACUGGCUCAGAGCUUCACUGAUCUGUUUAUCUGUUUAUUCACUUGCUGUGUUUUAUGCUAAGCUAAAGGUAAAGGAGUACAGCCGACUCAGAAGAAUGUCUGGGCUGCUUAAAAUUGUCUAACUCUGGGACAUAUGUCCAGGGAAAAUCUCAUCUUUGGGUGGAAUAUCCCUUUAACAUCACUGACUCAAUUCUGAAUUGUGACACAGAAAAGGACCCAAAUGCAGAUCCAAGGCAGACUUAACAAAACUAACAAGCUUACAGAUAGAAUAAAAAUAAAGUAACUGGAGGCACAUAUAAGGCAGCAGGGAGGAUGUGACUCUGAAGGAAACAAGAGCCGUUUAGUCAUGACUGGAAUGAGAGACUGCUGGAGGAGCACAGGUGUCAGGGUUGAGAGGCUGCAAAGAACUAACAAAGAAAAAAUAUCACUGUAAAAAAACCAAAUGAAGACUAAAUAAAUAUGAAGUUUGAUGGAAGAAUAAGACAGGCCGGAUAUUAUCCGUAAAAGUUAAAAUUUCAUAUUUCAUCAUUUUGUAAACAUUUUCUUAUGUUUGCUUUAAGCCUGUUUGAUGCCAAAGCUUGGGAUUUUCUCAGGAUGUUGUAAUAGUGAUGAUAUGCGCCUUCAUCUUUUAUUUGACUUUUGUGACGUUUUUAUAAUUUAUCUUUUUCUGAGUGACUUCAGCUUUCUAAUCUGUUGUCGACGAGCUGGAGAGAAUCUGAGUCAUGACAGUUAUGCUUCAGUAUAAUGGAACAGAAACAGGGUAAUCGGCCAGUAAGUCGCAGUUAACAAACCAUUAUGAAUGGCUUAUUAUGAUACAACUCUUAAUUUAUGGCCUGUUAAUGUUAGAAUUACAGCAGUAGUAAUAAGCUCUUAAUAAGUGUUUACUAAUGACUAGUUCAGACUUAGUAGUCCACUAAUAUGCAUAUUAAUUGGCAGCUAAUUAAUGAUUAAUUUGUGUUCCCUAAACUAACGUGUUAUCAAAAAUCUUCAUGUUUAUUGGAAAAAAUAUAUAUAUAUUUUUUCUGUUCUACAAAUUUCUCCUUUUGUCAAGAGAUUGAAUUUUUUCCUUAUUCUGAUUAUUUCUGUUUAACGUUUUCAAGCACUGUCAAGCUGAAGAAAGAGUCCUAUCAGGUCUUUUUGGCCUGUGGGACUCCAGAUGCAGCUGGCGGGUACCGGCAGUCCAAGCGGAACGUGGCUCGGGUGGUCGCCGAGGCAAAAACCCGGGCAUGGGAGGAAUUCGGUGAGACCAUGGAGCAAGACUUCCGUACAGCUUCGAGGAGAUUCUGGUCCACAAUCCGGCGCCUCAGGGGGAGAAAGCAGUGCGCUACCAACACUAUCUAUAGUGGGGACGGUGUGCUGCUGAUCUCUGCUCUGGUCAGGAUUCCUCCUGGACGUCUCCCUGGUGAGGUUUACCGGGCACGUCCAACCGGGAGGAGACCUAAAGGUAGACCCAGGACAUGAUGGAGGGACAACGUCUCUCACCUGGCCAGGGAACGCCUUGGGAUUCCCCCGGA
Messenger RNA from Nothobranchius furzeri (turquoise killifish), 9200 nucleotides. Lineage: Eukaryota; Metazoa; Chordata; Actinopteri; Cyprinodontiformes; Nothobranchiidae. The record is from RefSeq and is a predicted model, not a curated record.